Molecule: messenger RNA, 6167 nt
Organism: Porites lobata
Lineage: Eukaryota; Metazoa; Cnidaria; Anthozoa; Scleractinia; Poritidae
Source: the annotation of a GenBank genome assembly
AUGGCAGCAAAAAACGAAAAUGGUGCUUGCGAUCUUCCAGAGGAAAUUUGGUUCCAUGCGAUUUCAUACCUAACAGCUGUUCAAGAUAUUCUCCAUCUAGGAUCUACAUGUGAAAGGCUCUACGAAUUAACAAACGAAAACAUUAUUUGGCGAAGGCGUCUUAAAGCUGACAAUCGCCAUCUGUUGCUCCUCCCUCGAACUUCUACAUCAUAUACUGGCUAUACUGUCAAUCGUGCUUAUAUCGCUAGCUGCAGUAGUGACAACAAUGAAGUUUUAGAAGAUGAACCGGGUAUCUGGAAAAAGCUUUAUCUAAAGGCAAGUCAUGCUAUGUCAUUUGGAAAUAGGCACUACAGGGGUUUCUCAAGUCUUGCUGGAGAAAGAUUGUGUGCUGAGUUUGUGGUAAAUCCCAGUGCAACUAGGGUUAAUGGCAUUCGAUUUGAUGACCAGGCCCCAGUGAAACAGAGCGUAGAAAUGUGGGUAAAGCUAAAUAAGAAGAAACCUGAUGGAAUCAUUAUAGGAUGCCAGAGCGAAUCAGUAAGGUAUAGCCCUGAGUAGCUCUGUGAUCAUCCACAUUUUCCCUACGUUAAAUUUAAAAUAGAGCAACUACAGAAUCUGACAUCACUGAAGCGUAAGCAUAAUGUUAGUGUUUUAAGUCGUGUUUUAUGACACUUCUAUACUAUUCUUGAGCAAUCCUGUAAAAAUUCAUUUAGUUUCAAUUGGUUUAGUUUCCUUAUUAAGGUACUCCUAUGAACCAUAUUGAGAAAACAUUACCACAUAUUGGACUGAUUAUCACUACCAACCACUUGUAGAAGAAAAACAAAGAAAAGCGAGCAUGUGGACUAUAAGGUGCAACCAUACGAGUUAGAAUAAGAUUUGAGACACAAAUCUCCAAUUCAAUGAGGAGCUAUCAUUGGAAGGAGGCAAUCCCCUAUAACACUAACAAGGGUGUUUAUCUUACUUUUCAUGGAGGAAGCUUAAUGGUUGUUUGUCGAUUCGUAUCACUUAGAGACGGGUUAUUGGGGCCUAUUGGAACCCAGAAAACUGGAAAAAAAUAAAAUCAUCCAGUAAUGUGAAAAAGACAGGGUAAAUCUGCAAACCACACAAAAAGACCGAAACAAUUCUUCUUUUCAUGAAUUUUCCUUAAAACCGGAAACCACCAAUAACGGCAUUGGUAUUGGUUAGAAACUGAAAGCUAAUGUUAAAAAAAGAAUACUGCAAAAGGCUCAAAAGUGAAAAGCCAAAGAUUUUUUUACGUGAAAUGACAGAAACCAAUGACAAAAAUGGCUUUUAGUUUGUCCACAGACACCAGAAAUUGUUGCCCCUCUCCUGAGUCUCCUGCAUGUGCUAAAAUUACAAAAAUCAUAGUCAGAAUUAACACAAGUACAUGAAAAUUUUGCUGUUAGCUUAAAAAUGUGUGCAGUUUUGGAUGUUAUAAUCUGCUUAUAUAAUUAGACAAAUAUGCCCCUGGCAAUUUUUGUUAUUUCUUCGUUGAAAACAGUUUUCUUUGUUGUUUGUUGGUAAGCUCUAACAGGUGGCCUCAGUAUCAUUGGCAGAUACUCCACGUAGGCCCUGAUGGCUGCAUUAGAGGCUCCUUAGAACCUUAUAAGGUCAUGAAAGGGCCUUGCAUUAAUGAUGGACUGUGGCAUCAUGUUGCAUUAUCAGCAUCUCCUGAUCGGCAGUGCAUGUUUGUAGAUGGACAUGUUGCAUGUUCUAUAAACGUUGGAAUUGGACACGGACUUCACAGGUGUGUCUAUUAACAAUGUUCAUUAUUAUUAUGACUAAGCUAAGAGCGACGGAUAGGAGAAUUAAUUUAUUAAGGCAAUAAUUGUGACAAACACAAGCAAAUUUGAAAUGUUGCCCUGGCAGAAAAAUAGUAUGUUGCAAACAUACACCAGCAAGUUACCAAGGUAGUUUUGUUGUGGGUAAAAAACAGUCACAACCAUUUAUAACAGUCCCUUAUUUUUUUGUCUUUACUUGGUCUUAUGGGGUCAUUUUGGGUCUCCUGACAUAUAAACAUACUGAUUUGAGUGCAACAUUGAGGCACUUAUUCUGCCUUCAUUUUCAUCAUCUUCACCAUCAUCCAUCAUCUGCACUUCUGAAAGAACUUAAGGUGUCCUCUAACUGCUCCCCAGUAAGCUCAGUUGGGAGAGUGCCUGACUACUGAGCAGGAGGUUGUGAGUUCAAACACUGGCCGGACCAACAACCAGGGUCUUAAAGAAGCUGGUAAGAUCAUGGUGGCUGUGAUUUAAGAACCUGUCUCAGUUGAGAUGAUCUUGUCAUUGGGCGGUGAUAUUUAGCCAUUGGUGUUCUCUCCUUCAUCCUUUUUUCAUUGGUCAAAUUGAAGGGGAUGUAAAAAAACCCACACUACUGUUUGGAAAUAGCAGGGGAUGUAUCCCCAGUGGUGUGUUUUACCUUGCACACUUCAUUCAUAUCAUGGGCAGGGUGAGUUACAGUAAGCUUAUAAAUGGACCGAUAGUGGCUGCCAGUAGCACCCUUAUAUGCUGGUAUCCGAGCAUACCUUUAACAUGUUAAAAUGUGAUGUAAAGAGGACAAUCUGUUGUCCUCUCAUCCACAACAUUUUAGUGUUUUGCCUCAAAUCAUGCAAGUCCUCUUUCCUCAAGUUCUAACAUCCUUGUGUACUUUCAAGAGUUUUGAGGUCUCUCUCUGUUACACUUCCCCUGCAGUUAACAGUUAAGAGCUGUCAUGGGUACUAUUCCAUCUUAUUUCCUCAGUUUGUAGCUGAUCCAUCUCCACGUUCAUCCUUAUGUCUCCUCCUCUAUCGGCUUCUGUACUGCCUGUUUCCACAGCUCUUCAUUUCGGGUAAUCAACAAAACCCAGAUCUUCUAAGGUUGUCAUGAUGGCCAUUGGAUAGCACGUCUCCUUACAAAGGCCAUUCUUACCCAAUCCAGAGUAGCCAGAAUGGGUAACAGCAGCCAACAUUGUCUGACCCCCGUUCUCACGCUCAUCUCUGUUGACCUAUGACGAUUAUGCACAACCUACGUGGAAAAACUUUCAUACAGAGCUCUACUAAUGGUGACUAUCUCGGCUUGAAUGCCACACUGCCACGACUUCAGAGUCACAACAACGCUCUUCUGACACUGUCAAUGGCCUUUCGAAGUCUAUUAAGUUGAUGUAUAAAGGGGACUGCCACACGAUACUUUGUUCUACAGUAAUUCUUAAUGUUGCUAUCUGGUCCAUACAGUCCUGAUCAGCUCAAGAACCCGCCUGCUGCACACUCAGCUGCUUGUCUGGUGCCAUUUUAAUGCGUUCAAAAGCGGAGUGCCACGCUAGUCUAACAGUGGCUCAGUUCGCCUUUCUUUGGUGGAUUGAUUAACAAACCCUUCCUCCCUUCAUCCAACACCUUCUCCUCGUGCCAUAUCUGGUUACAAAGAUCUAAAAGAACCAGUUUCCCUUUCCUCUGGUAUCAUAUUGUUACAGCCUGCUGGCUUCAGUCUCGUUCUUAAGCUUCUUUAUAACAUCUGUUGAUGAAUCGCUUCCUCUAUCAUGUAUUGAGCAAUACUCCCACUUAAUUUCUCACUGGGUUACAAGUGUUCUAGAAUCUUCCACUCAAACCUCCUGUUUAUCCCGGACAAAGGCUUCACAUCACUCCUCAUCACUCCCUCCUUCCAUCCACCUCAGCUCGCUCUACCUCCUACUCUACAUAUACCCUCUUGUGUUUUUUACAUUUUCUCCUGCCGAGUUUUUGGGACUCGCAAUUCUCCUGAGUUCUUGUCUUAGGCAAUACAAUGUUUGCAGCAUUUUUUGCUUCCUUUCGGUACUCAAUCUCCCAAGUGUUGUUUAUACUGACUCACUACUUUCUGUUCGAUCGCGCAUUCCCCAGCACCUCUUCGCAUGCCUCCUGGUAACCUUUUUUGAUCUGUCUCCACUUGUUUUAUCCACUAAAGGUUCUUCUUCUUAAUGUUGCAGACACUCAAAUCUAUUUUGCAGCCUCAGCGUAAAAGUGUCUUUUGUCUCUAAGAAGACCCUUAGCCUGUUAACCUCAAAAUGUACUCAGCAACUCCUAUAUCCUUCUUUAUUCUGGAAAACUUUGUCCUCACCUUUGCCAUAAACAGGCGAUGAACUGACCCAACAUCAAUACCACACAUGAUGCAAAUAUUCUGCGAUGAGCUCCUGGUCAUAUCUAGCUGAUGUUCAGUACUACCAGCUGGUGAAAUCCAUGUCCGACGAUUCCUUUGUCGGCAUUGCGUUCCACCUCUUACUAGCUCAUCAACUUGAAAAAAAUCAGCCCACCUCCCACCAUUUCCAUUCAUUUCAGCCCUUAAUCCAUGUCUAACUAUCAACUUCUGUCUGCCGUUGGUGUCCACGCCAACCUUAGCAUUCAUGUCUCCCAUUACAAUCUUAUUAUAUCUGCGUAGCCCUUGCUUAGACACUGCCUACAACACUUCAUAAAAGUCGAACUUUACCUCCUUUGUUGCCUCGUUUGUAGAGACAUGGCACUAUUUGACCGUGAGCUCCCCUGCUACCACCUUGAGUUGACCUGGCCCUGAUGGUCCUCUCAGACACCAGCUCCCAUUCUAAUAGACGUUGCGCACCAUCUUUUGAAAGAACUAAACUAACUAACCCCUCUCUCAUGAUAUUCACCUUUAUCCAGUCCAGAGCACGGCACAGUUUCUCCAAUGGCCGUCAUCAUCUUCCCACAAAAGUUCCAUUUCACUUCACUCACCUCUGGGAUGCUGAUUGCAUGUUUCUUUUUUUCAUUAACCACCUGGACGCACUUCCCCCUUCGAACAUUUUCCCGCUUCGUGACGAGCACCUUUGGCGACAGCAAUUUCAUUGACAGUUAUAAGGCAUUAUUCUUCUUCCCUUCGCAUAAUGAUUGGAUCGUUCGUUGUCGUCUUUUUGCUCUGCUUCCCCGUAGUAGUGCACAGUAACAAUGGGAACAAUCCGUUAGCCCACCACCUAACACCAACCUGAAGGAACAGGUUGGUUGGAGUAAAAUACUCAAGCUGACAAAGCUGUCAGGGUCGUUAAUCCGCACAAACUAUCUCACCGGUGUAGUGAAAUGAUCCCAUCUCGAUAGACUUCACCGUUAUUAGGUUUGAUUAAGUUAGCAGACUAAUCCAAGAACAUUUAGCACAUGAAAACAGACGACGGGCAUGUAACAAAGACUAAACUAUUAGUGUUUUGCCCAGUCCAUACUUUGCUUCUGGAGAAACUCUCGUAUACAAAGCGUCAGUAUAAAAGAGGGCGCAAAAGGGUUUGAGGGAAUGUGAUUUUACUAAAAUUUUUAUUUUGAUGUCACGUAUUGUGGUUUAUGGGACUAAGCAGUUUGCGGUUUUUAUAAUUUGGUUGCGGCAUUGUUUGGUUUUCAGAUAAAGUAAGUGCGGGCCUCCAAGCAGUUUAGUCUGGGGUAGGGUAUUAUAAUCGGCGUUUUGGACUUUCAUUUCCUGCAAAACGUAUUAGGGAUACUUGGUCUAGAGAUAGAAAUUAACUGAAGUCCACCCAUUUGUCUCUCAGAUAUUACAUGAAGCAUAGUCAGAUUGGUAAUGGAGUUAUCAGCAAUGGGGUAUGCACACCUUGGGGAGAUGAUGCCAUGCCUCAUGGGCAUUGUGGAUGGUAUCCCUUUCAUGGCUUGGUAAGAUUUAUAUUGUUCAGCCAUUUUUGAGUGCCACCUAAAACGAAAGCUAUGACAUUCAGUUAUGAGAGUCGGUCAUUUUCAAAUGGUGAAACCACCUUUACUUAAUUAAAGCAAACACCCUGUGUAUAGCACUUUUUGUGUCUUUGUAUGGAGAGCCCCAGUCUGCACAAAAUGUUGACAAAAUAACCUUUAGCAUUAUUAUGGUCUAAAUCUGAUAACAGAGAGGGAAAAUGCAUUUGUUAUGUUUUCACGUUGAUUUGCUCACCAAUUUAUUGCCAUUAGCGAUAACUUUAAGACAGUGCGUUUGGUUUUUAAUGUUUAGGUAAGGGAAGUACGCAUCUGGUCAUGCGCGUUGACCCAAACUGAAGUGCGUCAAAACAUGUAUUUACAGAGAAUUGACCUCGCUCAACAAAUUGACAAGAGUACGCUGAUAGGUUACUGGCCAAUGAACAGACUCAUGUCGGGCCCAUGGCCCUGGCAAGGGUCAUUAGUAUCGUGUACCUCGCACUUAGAGGAACACAGAGAGAACAGUGUACAUUUAAGGAUUGUGUUCUCCAGUUUACCCUGA